UGAUGACCCAUUCUGGACGGGUAUGGUUCAUCUGUUGAUUGGAGAGUGGUUCACGCGUUUGUGGACAUUUCAAGAAGUCGUCCUCUCGAGAAGAGCCGUUAUCCUCUGUGGAGACUCAUCGCUCGACAUGGACGAGUUUUUGGACUUCAUAGUCGUUGGCCGUUACAGAUUGUUUUGCUUCCCAUUCCCGUUACCGGAUCAUACAUCCGGUGUCAAGCCUCAUUGGAAUGAGUGCAGAUCACUUCGAAUCUACCACCGAAAACGGUCCACGUCAGGGGAAGGCUUAGAUGCCAAAGCGGUUCCAUUACUUCUAGACAAUGUACGUCAUCGGCAAAUGAAAGAGCAGGUAGAUCGCAUCUGGGCGGUAUUCGGUCUGUUUCACCCACAUUUACAAGAUCAAUUAGCUUCGUUAGUUGACUACAGCGAUACCGCCCGUCAAGAGCAUUGGCGGACGUUCGCUGGCUGCUUGAAGAUCGUAGUCCGUGAAAGUGCAUCGUUCGACUUGCUCGAGUUCUCUGGUCAAUCUGGACCUAGAAACGGACACCUCCCUUCCUGGUGUCCAAACUUCAUAGAUGACACAGUACAGCGAGGCUAUAUUUUUGGUAUGUGGAAUCGCGAGAUAAACAAGCAACGGAAUGUAGUGCAAACUCUUCUGAUUGCAGAGGACGACAAGAAGGCAUACGAAAGAUGGAGUAGUAUCGAGUAUCACCAUAAGAAAGACAUCUCAACUACAAAAUCAGAUUAUACCCUGCGCGUCAGAGGGUUUCUGGUAGAUACGAUCGUUGAAGUCGUACAAGAUAUGCAUUUGAUAGAUGUAAGAGACGGGAUUGAGAAUUUCGACUCCUACGGACCAGGCAUUGAAAAUCCAAUCAUUGUCGCUACUGUGAAUUGGGAGUCCCAAAGUCUCGAUCUGGCCCGCCGUGUAUAUCAUGGCGAAAAUGGUAGCGACGAGGAUGUACCCCCAGAGUAUAUCAUGGCGCUUUGUACAGACUGCCGUAUCAACGAAAACUGCGACGAGGCAUACCGUAACGCGAUAUCUUCACUCACCACUGUCGAUUGGCAUGCUAGCAAUAAGUUAGAACCGCGUCAAUUGAGCCAGGAAUCUCAUUUCUGGGGUCAUUUGACUUCGAUGGCGGGGCACCCUUCUUUUAGCACCAAAGGUGGUCGAUUCGGAGUUGCAACACCCGGCUGUAAGCCAGGAGACAGAGUGUGCAUGUUUUACGGUGGACAUCCUCUCUAUAUCAUGCGAUGGCCUACCACCGAUGCAAAUACCGAUGCCGAACACGACAAACUUCCAGCAGAGUUCGUUGGCACGGCAUUCAUCCCGCACCUCAUGGAGCCACAUCAGUCUGAAGCCGCUCGACUUGCACCGGAUGAGAUAUUCAUCAUCGGAUGACGACACGUUGGUUAUUGAUAGACAAGCAAUGAGUAAAUUGUUCAUAUUCUGACGAACAAGUGGGUGCCUUGAGGAUCCGUAUAUAUAUGUGGAAGACUUUAGAGAUGUGUCCCAAUACUACUGUUGCAACACUCAUCCUAACACUAGACUAUUACUGGUCGUUUAAUACAUACCUCUCC
This is a messenger RNA of Dothidotthia symphoricarpi CBS 119687, 1575 nucleotides long. RefSeq lists its product as uncharacterized. The coding region runs from base 23 to 1396 and encodes 457 amino acids. The record is from RefSeq and is a predicted model, not a curated record. Lineage: Eukaryota; Fungi; Ascomycota; Dothideomycetes; Pleosporales; Dothidotthiaceae. The transcript has a single exon.